Molecule: messenger RNA, 1191 nt
Organism: Penicillium pulvis
Lineage: Eukaryota; Fungi; Ascomycota; Eurotiomycetes; Eurotiales; Aspergillaceae
Product: Terpenoid synthase
Exons: 1
Coding region: 1-1191 (396 amino acids)
Source: RefSeq, a predicted model, not a curated record
AUGGCUGUUGAGAUAUACAAGAAGACGGCGUAUGCCAUGCAGAACCCGGCUCAGAAGAAAACUCCAACUCAUAUUCUUUCUGCCUUUCAACGAGAUCUACCCUAUUACGUCGACAAUGAGUAUAUCUCUUUCAAACAUGAGAAGACCGACCUAAAUCUGAGGUUUUUGAGCAGCCACGAAAAGGCUCAGCAAGCAAUGAUUGCUUCUCCCAACGAUUGUGUUAUAUAUUUCCCACCUGAUGUCGGAAUAUCUUUUGAUCGGGAGAUCGAAAAUCGACUUUCCAAUGAUCUCCAAGCAUGGAAAUUUUUUGAAAGUUUCCCUCAGCCCCUCGCGCGUUUAGGGAUUGAUAUGUCCCACUAUUGUUCUCUUCAAACUCAUAUAUCAUACGACCGACGAGUUCUUCUCCACCAUCAUUUAACGUGGAUCUUCUUGAUGGAUGAGGUCUGCGAGAAGUUUCCAAUUCAUCAGUUGCACGCAAAUGUCGAGAAGUCGUACCUUGGCAAUCUGAAAAAUAUCAUGAAUGGGCUUCCUGUCGCUGACUUGAUGCAAUACGAGAGUCUUUGUCCCAAGGAACUGCUCCAGGAGGCUAUAAAUGUACAAGAAAUCCUUGCCCAAGACCUUAUGCCCCUCAAAAGGAAACUGCUUUCUACUCGGCAUGUCCAGUUAUGUGUCGACACAUUAAGCCUUUUCUUCGAUAAACAAUACGAAGAAGGUCAAAUGUUUUGCGCAGAAGAAACGUCAGAGAAUAUUCUGCGAACAAGAGGAUUCACUAUUGGUACCACUAUGGUGUUCCUUCUAUUUCUGCAACCAGCCCACGUUGAACUCUUCAGUCCAGAGGACCCGUGUCUUAUCCAAAUCUCUAUUUUUAUUGCUCUCUUUCACGAUAUGAUUGGGCUUCAUAAAGACCUUGAGUCCCUACAGAGACACGACGAUGGAUCCGCUUACUUGAAUCUCGUCCGAGUUAGUAUGAGGGAUAAUGAGUGGAGCGAAAUAGAGGCCUCGCGUGUUUUUGCCCAGAUCCUCAGUCAUCACUUCCAGAGCUUUGAGUUUUUCAUGGCAACCUACACGCCUAUACGACAAGAAUACUAUCAUGAAGUUUUGAAAUUCGCACUUGGUCUCUUCGAUUACCAUCUCAUGGGUAUUAUGGAAAGUGGUAACCAACGGUACGGCUGGCAAAAAGUUCAAAGCUAA